This is a messenger RNA of Aspergillus costaricaensis CBS 115574, 441 nucleotides long. RefSeq lists its product as uncharacterized. The transcript has a single exon. Bases 71 to 325 code for a protein of 84 amino acids. The record is from RefSeq and is a predicted model, not a curated record. NCBI's taxonomy places the organism in Eukaryota, Fungi, Ascomycota, Eurotiomycetes, Eurotiales, Aspergillaceae.
CACCAUCAAUCAGACACGGGCAAGCUAGUGCCAUUGAAGGGCGUUGCUCACGCGAUCAACUUGGCGGUGGAUGACGUUUAAGUUCUCACAGCUGGUUCAAUUUGAAAGUGGGAUCAGAUCAGCCAUGACCACGAGGGUAUGGAGGCACUGGAUCAUCGCGAUUGGAGGGUGUUGGGAAGGCGAAGCGUCUAUUGUUGCUGCCGUGUGCGGGAUGUGUACGGAGGAUCUAUCGAUAAAAUACCGGCUCCUUCGCACCAAAGAGGGUCGGCAAAUCCGAUUCAGGUCAUGGCUCGCAAAUCCCGACAUACUUGAGAUAGUGUUUUAAGUAUGUCCGUUAACCUUUUGGUUAUAACCUAAGAGGCGUCCAAUAAAUAUUUUCUCCUCUUAUUCUUUGAUACGGUACUAUUUGUUGGUAUCAAUAUCAGCCAAAAAAAAAAAAAA